CGUGGAUUGGCAAUUCAUCUCUGGACAUCUCUAAACAUACCAACGGUAUUCGUAUUGACUCGUACGCCGGAGAGAUUCAGACAGGAUCUCCAUGCAUCAAUUUGGAAUCGGUCGAGAAACUCACUCUUCGCCAGACCACACAAGCGCAUGCGAAGCUCAUCCACUACAAAGCUUAACCUGUCUCUCUCUGUCCCAGUGAGGAGCAUAUACGAGAAUCGGGGCGACUGCAUGCCGUAACUAUCUGGUAACCGCGCGUGGCAACCGACCAAUGCCAUGGUCUUCAGUGGACGUCCAUCGAGUGCUUGUCACGCAUGCCGAACAAAACGACUCAAGUGCGACCGAGUCCGCCCCGGCUGCACGCAAUGUGCUCGGAAACGAAUUGCCUGUCCCGGGUACAGGCCGUCGUCAGAGCUGCGAAUCAGGGACGAGACGGACAGAGUGACUCGCAAAUCACUGGGCGCUACAGAAGUCACGUACAACUUCGCUCAAGCGCCCCAACUCACUGCUGCCGGCCCCGAUCUCACAGAAACACAAACACCUCAUCCAGGGUCAUCAAGUAUCCUGGACUCCACUACCGACGAUAGUGCCGUAUCCUAUUUCAUGUCGUCUUACAUUACCUGUGGUCCUUUUCAAGAAUACUUGCCUAGCAUGUAUGUCGGAUGCAGGUUUGGCGAGGACGCGCUAUCGGCAGCCAUCGACGCCGCUUCUUUCGCAGCGUACGCCCGGCAAACCGGCCAUCGAGGAUGCAUGGAUAGAGGCCGGAGAAGCUACACCUUGGCUUUGAGUCGAAUUAAUCUUGCCCUUACCGACCCCGCAACGGCAGUGCUCGACCAGACACUUGCCUCGAUUCUGCUGUUGGGAACAUUUGAGAGCAUCGUUUUUCCGGGCGCGAGGUCCCCUGAAGAAUGGACGGCGCAUCUCUUCGGCGCUGCCAAACUGCUACAGCUGAGAGGAUUGAAGCAGUUUGGAUCUGAAUUUGGGGCUCAGCUGUUCAGCCACACAACAAGCAACAUUUUCGCCAGUAGCAUGCAGCGAUUCGUCAACAUGCCGGCUGAGGUUCAGAGCUUGAAAGACGUGGCAAACCCCUUUCUCGAUCCGAAUGAUCCUGGCAACAGAAUGAGUCCCGUGUUGGAGCGCGUUGUCCGUAUCAAGGCAAGGAUCUCCAACUAUUCCAAGGACAGGGGUGUCUUGUAUGAGGUAUUCGACGACGCUGCGGUUCUCGAGCAGGAAAUUGUUGAGCUUAUCAAAGACGAUGACCCAAUACUGGGGUACACGGUUCGAUCAAAAGAAGACACACCCUCUUGGGCAUAUCGCGGUAUCGCAUACCGCUACAAGAGUCAUCGAGCAAUCAAAAUCCGGAACACGCUACGCAUGGCCCGCUUGUUCCUCUUGGAGGUGAUGUCCGCCGGAGCAUCCCUGGCAAUAGAGAGCAUGCAGAACCAAGCCGACAAGGAAACUCCUAGCAAGGGAUUUCGAGAUUCAUACGACUUUACCGCAUUCAAGGAAGAUGCGCGUAGGCUCGCGGACGAGAUUACUACGGAAGUCCUGGGCUGCUUGCCUGAUUUCCUCGAGCCGAGUCCUACAGGGCCAAGAUUCUCACCGUCCUCCAGGACAUUGGUCUGGCCGCUGAGUGUAAUUUACAAGAACCGCAUAUGCCCUCCACAGGCCAGGGAGUAUGCAAGGUCUAUGGCGGAUGAGUUUGUGAAAGACCUGGAUAGGCUGCAGCUUGUGGACGCUAGGAAAUUCAUUACUGACGCAGAGAGUGCGGAAGACUGGCUGCAUCUAUAUCACCUAGAUUGAAGCUCGCUUCGGCUGGGUGGCCGCGCCCGAAAUCACGUAAAAUAUGUGAUUAUUAUACUUCCCUCUAGAUGGGUCGUCCAGGUGGCUGUUGAUCAGUUGACGAGAAAAGGAUCUGCAAUGACGUAUACUGUCACAACUCUCUACCAGGGGAAUUCCAAUGUAACUGAUCUAUAGACGGCCCCGAAGAGUAACGAUUUUCGGUGGAUAAGUCGAAGGGUUUCUUCGUACAGGGUGUUGGGGAUGGACGAUAUACUAAACCUUGUACGGUGGGUAUUUCGUAGCUGGG
Messenger RNA from Cladophialophora immunda, 2086 nucleotides. RefSeq lists its product as uncharacterized. The coding region runs from base 274 to 1800 and encodes 508 amino acids. Gene Ontology annotation, molecular function: zinc ion binding; DNA-binding transcription factor activity, RNA polymerase II-specific. The record is from RefSeq and is a predicted model, not a curated record. Lineage: Eukaryota; Fungi; Ascomycota; Eurotiomycetes; Chaetothyriales; Herpotrichiellaceae. Gene Ontology annotation, biological process: regulation of DNA-templated transcription. The transcript is spliced from 3 exons.